This is a messenger RNA of Photinus pyralis (common eastern firefly), 1417 nucleotides long. RefSeq names its product ribonuclease P protein subunit p25-like protein (gene Rpp25). Lineage: Eukaryota; Metazoa; Arthropoda; Insecta; Coleoptera; Lampyridae. Gene Ontology annotation, biological process: tRNA 5'-leader removal. The record is from RefSeq and is a predicted model, not a curated record. Gene Ontology annotation, cellular component: ribonuclease MRP complex. Gene Ontology annotation, molecular function: RNA binding. Bases 787 to 1374 code for a protein of 195 amino acids. The transcript is spliced from 6 exons.
UUUUGUAGCUUCGAUCUAUUUUUACAUUCGCACUGAGUCAAUUAGGGGUGAAUGUGGUAGUAGUAGAUUUUUUUCAUUCAUGAGUUCCCCUCCUUUACCUGUACAUAGACGUACCUAAUCCGCUUAUGAUGUAAAGAAUUUCGAUUUACUUAUAAACUGGUAGCUUUUCAUUUUUGAGUAUAUAGGACAUAGGUAUACGUGAAAACUAAUCACACGUAAGCUUCUGAUGAUGACAUAUUUCAUCCCAACUGAGAAUGAUGCAAUUUAUUCUUCAAUUUGCCAUUACCCACUACGCCUACACGGUAGGUUCUUAAUUUUGCUCGAUUUUUGUACAUAGCACCCACUCGUUUAGCACUUAUAAGAGUUAGCUUCUUCAGUAUUUAAUGGUAAAGCUCUUGGAUUGUAAUUGGAGAUGGCAUCGGAAACAUUCCCUGAAAUGAGACGUGGUAGUGAACAGACUGUUGGUGGAUGUGGUGUCGAGCUUUAGAUGUACUUAAGAGGAUUUGCGAAAAAUUGUACUUUUUGUACUUGUUUGUGUGGCAGAUAAUUAUUCUAUUAGCCAGAUUUGAGCUUAAUUGUCAAGAAGAUUGUGCAAGGAGCAAUAGGAACAGAGGUAGAACCAUCAAUUCAAAGAGUAUGUAACACUUACUUUGACUUUAAAACUUAGGAAGGACAAGGGUUGUCGCAGAUCGACCAGAAAACGACUAUUUCUAAUAAAUUUUGAGCUGUGGAAUCCAAAAAAAUUAGAGCCAUCAAGAUCUGACCACGAGAAACAGAGGCAUAACGAUGGACAAUUACAGAAAGGGGAAGAAUGUAGAGGAGCCCUUGGAAAAGAAUAGGCUUCCCAUUCCAAAUUUAACGAGCGAAUUCGUGUGGAUGCAGGUGAGAGGGGGUAGUAAAAUGAGGGACUUACUCAGCUACGCCUUUAAAGAAUUCGAAACGGCAAAUUCCAUUGUCUGGACCGGAUUUGGUCCUUCAGUUGGAAAGGCUGUCAGCUGUGCAGAAAUCAUGAAACGCGAAUACAGCUCAGAAUUGCAUCAGAUAACCAAAAUAUGUUACAGAAUGGUUCAAGAGUAUUGGGACCCCAAGAUUCCCGAGCUGGAACAAAUCGUGGUCGAGAGAAAAUUGCCGAUGAUUCACAUUUUGUUAUCUAAGGAACCGUUGAAUUCGCAGGAGUUGGGGUACCAGGGUCCUGGAGUGAAAAUUUCAUUGGACGAUGUCGACGAGGUGACGGAAAAACGGAAGUAUCUACAGUCACGCACGCCCACAAAAGAAUUUGCAGCUUUGGGGGUUGGGUCGAUGAAUCGACCCAAAAAGUGGAGUAAAUCUAAUAAAAAAUUUGAUAAGGGUCAAAGUAGUACUUCGAACAUGUAAGAGAUCUGUAUUUGUAAAUAACACAAUCGAAUUGUUUGUUUAA